Messenger RNA from Closterium sp. Naga37s-1, 5529 nucleotides. The record is from the annotation of a GenBank genome assembly. NCBI's taxonomy places the organism in Eukaryota, Viridiplantae, Streptophyta, Zygnematophyceae, Desmidiales, Closteriaceae.
AUGGCGCUUCAUUCCGUCUCUGCGGCCUGCAUUACUUCUGCCGCCUCGCCGUCCCCUUCCCUUCAUUCCUCAUCAUCCCUCCAUUGCUCUUCCUCUGACGUCACCGCAUCCAUCGCUUUCCUCGGUCAGCCGUGGACCUCCCGCCCUGACCGCGUUUCGGCCUUGUGCGCUUUCUGCAAGAACCUUUCUCGUCCUCGCAAUGACGGUUCGAGCCGCGACGACCUCUCAAGUCGCGCCGCUUUCUCCAACUGCUCUUCUCGACACCCUUCGACGGCGUUACUCCCAUGCCCGGGUGGGGGACUCCCCGGUCCGCAGGCGCUCCUAUCGACCCGCGCAAGUGCCGCCGCCGACGCCGCUUCCGCUGCCACUCUCCCCGAGCAGCAGCAGCAGCAGCCGCGGAGGCGCCAGAACCAGCAGACCCGAGGAGGCGAACCGGGCGCCGUGGAAGGAAGACAGGGCGCGGGGCAGUCUCGGAGCGACGGAGGCGGCGGCGGAGGCGGAGGCGGAGGCGGAGCGACCAGUAGGUUCAACUCGCGCGGCCGACGAGGCGGCGAAAGCGGCGCAAACGCCGGGAGCUUCGCAAGAGGCCGUGGCGGCGGUUACAGUAACGGUAACGGUAACGACUCACCGCUGGCGACGCUGACGCGGGUGUCGUCAUGUCUGGCGGCGCUGCGAGAGGCGAAGCAGCAAUGGGUGGAGGAGCGACGUCGCAGAGCGUCGCAGGCGAAAAAGAAGAAGGCGAAGAAUUUGCUCAAGAGCAAAGAGGGAGCCGCGGACCAAGAUUCUGGAGGCGCGGGCGUCGACGAGCCCGUCGCUGCUGCGCCCGCCGUCGGCGCCGCAGCCGCCGCUGACGCCGACGCUACUGAUGCUGUCGCUUCCGCCGCUGCUUCUCCCGCCGCUUCUCCCGCCGGUACUCCCGCCGCUUCUCCCGCCGGUACUCCCGCCGCUGACGGCGUAGCCGAUGCGACCAGCACACCUCCCGAGACGCUCGAGUCCGUGGUGUGGCCGAUUCUGGACCAAUCAGAGCGCGAGUGGGCGCAGUCUGACGUCAUCCUGGUGCUGAAGGAGCUCGGCGCGCAGCGCGACGAGCACGACCUGCUGGGGGCGGUAUUCACGUGGCUGCAGCACGUUGAGGGCACGAGCAAGGAGCUCGAGGCGGGGGUUCGCGCGUACACGACGGUCCUGGCUGCGUACGGGAAAGCAGGGAACGUGGAGCAGAUGGAGGCGGUGGCGCGCGGAAUGGAGGCGCGCGGAGUGCCCCCCGACCUGUUCACGUACAACGCGCUCAUCGGCGGGUACGCGCGCGCGGGGCGGUGGCGCGCGGCGAUCGGCGUGUACAAGCGCGUGCGCGAGGACGAGAUGGUGGAGCCGGACCGCGUGACGUGCGUGGAGAUGGCGAUGAUGCUCGCCGCCGCCAAGCAGCCCAUCCCGCUGCGCGCCGUGCUGGACGACAUGCUGGCCCUGCGCAUCCCCAUGGACGCCAAGCUGCUGGAGCGCGCACCUUUAGACUCAACAAUGCCCCCAUCCUUCCCCCUUGCUCAACCCCUUCCCCCCCAACCCCCCCCUCGCCUUCCCCCUUCCCCCCCAACCCCCCUCGCCUUCCCCCUUCCCCCCCACCCCACCCUCCCCCCCAGGCCCUGCGCAUCCCCAUGGACGCCAAGCUGCUGGAGUGCGCAUGCCCUGCGCAUCCCAGUGGACGCCAAGCUGCUGGAGCGCGCAGUGCCAGUGCUGGCGCGGGGGGGCGAGCACGCCGUCGUCACCGCUCUGCACCGCUCUCUGUGCCAGGAGGGCGUGAAGCUGCCCGCAUCCCUGGCGGUGGCGUGCAUUAACGCGUAUGGCGCGCUGGGCAUGCCGCAGCAUGCGGAGGGGGUGUUCCAGACAGUCGCGCGGCAGCAGGGGCGGGUGGAGGGCAGACGGCUGUACGUGGGGCUGGCGCUGCGGCAGCAGCAGGGGCGCGUGGAGGACAGGCGCGUGUUCGUGGGGCUGCUGAGGGCAUACGCGAGCAACGGGCAGAUGCGCGAGGCGGAGGGCGUGGUGCAGGACAUGCUGCAGGGGGACGUGCGCCCCUCCACUGGCUGCUUCCUCGCGCUGCUGGACGGGUGGGUUGUUGGUGGGGAGGGGGCAGUGGGAGAGUGGAGGGGAGAGCGCGGGAAAGUGGGGGAAAGUUGGGGGAAUUGGGGGAGACUGCGGGAACCGGGGGGAGGGGGGGGAGGAGGGAGUGCUGCAGGGGGGCGUGCGGCCCUCCACUGGUUGCUUCCUCGCGCUGCUGGACGCGUGGGUGUGGCGGAAAAGGGGGGAAGGAAAUGGGUGAGUCUGGGGAAGUUUUUUCUUGAAAUAGCAGAGGGUGUCCCGGAACGAUUAUUUUCUCUGAGAGAGCUGCAGCUUAUGUCCUCCCCAUGUGCUUAUGUCCUCCCCCUCUUGCCACUUACCUCUUUUCCUCCCUCUCUCCCCUCCCCCAUUCUCUCCCUCCACUUCCCACCCCCAUCCCCCAACCCCCAUCCUACCCGCCCUCCACUUCUCCUCUUCCAGCUACACCCGUCUGGGCGAGUUCGGGCUAGCAGAGGGAGUGCUGGAGUACACGAGAGAGCUGCAGCUCACACAAGACCCCUCACCCGGCUCUACCCGCUUGGCCCCCUUCUCCCCUCUUUUCCCCCUUCUCCACCCCGCCAUUUCCCCCUCCCCUCCCCUCCCCGCAGCUACACCGGCCUGGGCGAGUUCGGGCUAGCAGAGGGCGUGCUGGAGUACAUGCGGGAGCUGCAGCUCACACCCGACCCCACUCCCCGCUCUCCCCGCGUUCCCUUUUCUCCCUCCCACCCUUCCAUUUCCCACUCCCCUCUCAGCUACACUCGUCUGGGUGAGUUCGGGCUAGCAGAGGGAGUGCUGGAGUACAUUCGAGAGUUGCAGCUCACACCCGACCCCUCGCUGCACCUGGCGCUCAUCUCCGCUUUGAAAGGCAGAUGCACUGACUCGUUGCUGAAUCAUUUCGGAUUUCCUCUCCAUUUCCUUUCCCCCUCCCCCUCUCCUCCCCCCCUCCCCUCCCCCCUUCUCCUCCGCCUCCCCUCCCUCCCGCCCCUCGCACCCUCUCCCCCUCUCAGCUACACCGGCCUGGGCGAGUUCGGGCUAGCAGAGGGCGUGCUGGAGUACAUGCGGGAGCUGCAGCUCACUCCAGACCCCUCCCUGCACCUGGCGCUCAUCUCCGCGUAUCUCUCCGCCUCCCAUCCUGCAUGGGCGCACUCCGCCCUCUGUGACCUGCUGGCGGAGCACCCAGCUUUCCAGCCGCCUGUGGAGGUGGUUGAGGGGAUCAUGGCGGGGUAUUUGGGGGGGGAUGGGGAGGGGGGAGUGGCGGAGGGGGGAGUGGCGGAGGGGGGAGUGGUGGAGGGGAAGGGAGAGGGCGGGGAAGGGAAAGGGGGAGCAGUGAGUGUGGUGGAGGAGGCUGAGGAUGCUGCUGGUGUGAAGGUAGCAGAGGAGAGUGCAAAGGCUGUGAAGGCAGCAGGGAGAACUGCAGAGAUGGCGGUGGGAGGGGAGAGCGCUCCGAAUGGAAGGGCCAAAGGGAAGACUGCAGCUACAGAGGUGCAAGUUGAGAGCGCAGCAGUAGCAGGUGUAGAGGAGAGCACUGUUGCUGCAGUUGCAGCUGCAAAGAAAAGCACUGUUGCUGUUGAGAAGAGUACAGUUGCAGCAGAGGAGAGCGCAGUAGAAACUGCAGUGGCAGCAGCUGUAAAGGUAACUGAUAAGGCAGCAGCUGUAAAGGUGACUGACAAGGCAGUAGCUGUAAAGGUGACUGAAAAGGCAGCAGCUGUAAAGGUGACUGAAAAGGCAACAGCAGCAGAGAAAAUGGCAAAACCUGCAGAGUUGACAGAAAAGGCAGCAGCUGUAGAGGUGGGAGGUGUUCUCUCUAGCACAGAAGCUACUGAGCAGACAGGGGAGGAGUCAUUGCUGCAGAGGCUCGAAAAGGGAUUGACGGUUGGGGAGGAGCAGGUGGUGGCUGAGCUGGAAGCUGCGGGGUUGGUGGGAGGGGAGGAGAGUGAGGAAGGGACUGUGGGACGGGUGGCGGCUGGUGGUGGUGGUGGGCCUGCUGCUGUGAUGACUCUGUGGAAGAUUCUACGCUCGCUCUUUGCCAGCUCAUCUCACGUCAUCCUUCCCGCUCCUUGUUUGCUUUCCCUGUCUGCUGCCCUCCGAUUUCCCCUUCUCCCUCUCCACCCGUUUGCACUGAGCCACCUGCAGUCUCUCCAGAGCAUCCCCACCUUUCAGCCAACACUGGCCAUGUUUGUUCCAGUCAUCAAGAACAGGGCUUUAGCUGGAGAUUUCUCCUCCCUCUGCUCGAUUAUGGCUGACCUAAGGGGGCUUGGGCUCACUCCGUCUGAUCAGGUAUUUGCUGCGUUGCGACUGGCGCCUCUAGAGAGCGCUGGUGCUAAAAAGAGUGCUGCUGUAGCGAGUAUGACUGUGACGGAAGCGCCUGAAGAGGUGGCUUCGGACGGUGGGGGCAAUAAAGGGGAAGGUGGAGACGGAGGUGGUGUGAAACAGGGAGUGAGUGGGAAGGGAAAGUACAGGAAGAGUGCUUCUGGGAAGAAAGAUGAGAAAGGAGAGGAGGGUGUGCGUGGUGAGAAUAGAGAAGGGAAAGCUGCGGUUGUUAAGAGGGAGGUGGAGGCUGGAGGGAAAGCUGAGGCUGUUGAGCAGAGGGUGGAGGCAGGUUUGCAGGAGGAGAAAGCUGAGCAUGCAGUACAGAAGGAGAGGCGGGAGAUAGUGGAACCCAUGAAAGUGGUUGCAGAAGAGGGGAAAGGACAAGCUGAGAUUGUGGUGAGUGUGGGGAAGUUCUCGGUAAAAGGAGCAGACGAGACAGGAAAAGCGAAGAAGCGCCACGAUACCAAAAGUGAUAGGAAGGAUAGGAAUGGCACGGAGAAGACAAUGCAAGCGGAAAAGUUGGAUGUUGGUGCAGCAGAAAAGCAUGGAGUACCAGGAAAGGAGGAGGCUUGUGAAGGAGUGGGAGGACACGAGGAUGAACUGGCAAGUAAAGUAAUGGAGACUGAAACAGAAGCUGGGGACGCAGUUAAGCCACCAACUACCCAAGAGACUCCCUCACAAGAGGUUCUAUUGUAUGAAGGAAAGCGAGAAGCUAUGGCAGCAGCAGCCCUGACAGAAGGUACGGCAGUCGGAAAGCUGGAACUGGUCAAUCAAGGGGAUGUAGAGGUAUCUACAAUUCCUUCAGCUGGUGCUGUUGCGGGUGAUCAUGACUCUGCGGCUUCUAGUGUGAGUGGGAGGGGAGGAGAAACAAGGCAGGAGCAGGAUGCUCAAUAUAUGGCAGCUGGAUUUUCAGAAGAGUUGAUGGGAGGCACGAGUAGUGGUAAUGAGAAGGCGGGGAAGGAAAAAAAUGCGAGGAAACGGGAUUUGGAGAAGGUUGGCUUGGGCAAAGGAGCCCUUGCGAAUGUGAAGGGAUUUGGAGCUUGGAGUAAAGCAACCAAGAAGGCAGGCAAAGGUUGCGGCAAGACCAGUGGCAAGGGGGCAGGGCUGACGUUUCAAAAAAAACCACUCUGA